Molecule: messenger RNA, 309 nt
Organism: Danaus chrysippus (African queen)
Lineage: Eukaryota; Metazoa; Arthropoda; Insecta; Lepidoptera; Nymphalidae
Source: the annotation of a GenBank genome assembly
AUGUCGACUCCAGAGGAAAGUGCUCAACUUAAGGCUGGCCAUCCACCAGCAGUGAAGGCUGGCGGCAUGAGAAUAACGCAACAUAAAACAGGACAUGUAAAAGACUCUAAGGAUGUUGUACAUACAGAAGAUCUAACCGGACUCGCCGGUAUAGCCCCAGUUCCUAUCAACCCAGUGCUAACAUCGGGGGCUCCGAACAAAGGCAAUACCGACUUCACACCUCAAGCGGCACAGGUAGCACACAGUCCAAAGCCUCCCGCCCAUAUAAAUAUUAAACCCGCUACCAAUAUCCAACAGCCUAGGAAGUAA